AUGAUGGUGUCUGCGUUCAGCUUUGGACCGGAAAGUUGUGUCUUUGCGAAACAACCGCGUUUUCAGGAAUUAGUUGCAACCGCCGUAAGUGCCGGAACAGUCAUUAACCUCGGCAUCAGUGAGGCACACGAUGUGAAUACUCGAAAGUCAAGCAAAUAUUGCCAUUCACUGCAAGGCGCCAGUUACAUGCUCUUGACCUACACCGAUGGUGCAAUGCAUACGUUGAAGGAUGAAUUUGUUAUAGGCAUUCAGGCUGAACGGAUAAACUCAUCUGUUGAAACACAUUAUCAACAGAACUUGGCAGCAACUUGCAGUCUGCUCUAUGUUGCAAACAAAAAGUUCACAGGAGAUUUUCUACACGUUUACUUGGUAGGUGGUUACCUUCAUUUAGACUGCGAUUUUGGCUGUGGCUUGAUGCACAUUACUGGAAAAACAGGUAGACAAUUCAACCAACAAGAAACUAUAUGGCUUGACGUUAUACCACUAAUAAAUUUGCCUUGUUGCAUCCCAGUAUUUUUAGUUGGUGUGUACUACAACGGGUUGCUGCUUAACGAUCUGGUAGCUGGAAUUUACCACCAAGUGUUUGUCAGGGUAACGACUUACGGUACUGUUAGGCACCUGCAAAAAAUUUCCAUUCGACCGGCGCCGGGAAGUCCAUUCACGUGGGUUUCAAACACCUAA
Messenger RNA from Dicrocoelium dendriticum, 681 nucleotides. Lineage: Eukaryota; Metazoa; Platyhelminthes; Trematoda; Plagiorchiida; Dicrocoeliidae. The record is from the annotation of a GenBank genome assembly.